This is a messenger RNA of Salvelinus namaycush (lake trout), 3348 nucleotides long. RefSeq names its product centrosomal protein of 192 kDa-like. The record is from RefSeq and is a predicted model, not a curated record. Gene Ontology annotation, molecular function: protein kinase binding. Gene Ontology annotation, biological process: protein localization to centrosome; centrosome duplication; centriole replication. Gene Ontology annotation, cellular component: pericentriolar material; centriole; cytoplasm. Bases 1 to 3348 code for a protein of 1115 amino acids. Lineage: Eukaryota; Metazoa; Chordata; Actinopteri; Salmoniformes; Salmonidae. The transcript has 18 exons.
AUGGUGGAUCUCACAUAUAUCAGCUUCGCAAGGUCUGUCGGGGCCUCCGUCCCUCAGAGACAUCACAUCCCCCUCCCAGAGAGCCAGGAGGACCACAGUGAAGACUCACGCUACAGGGAGCAGUACAGCCCAGCAGGAGAACCCCAGUGGCCUGGAGAAGAGUGUUGGAGAAGCUCCUCCCAGCGCUGUGGCCAAACGUGUUGGUUUUACUUCCGCCUGUCACAGCCCCCAGCCCGCUGCUGCCCACAGGACGGACGGUACUUCCUAUGGGGCAUCAUGCCGGAGGCCCAGAGCAUGAGCCAGUGUACCUUCAUGACCCUCCCACCUCCUCCUCCUCACCCCACGUCCUCCCCCUCACAGACCUCCUUCCCCAGCCAGGAAGGGACUGUCUCUCCCCCCUCCUCCAGGGUAGGGGACAGGAGACCUCCCAGUGAUCUCACUCCUCCCCAGUCUGAGUGGAGCUGUUCCAGUCCCAGCCUCAGCAGACUGACGUACAUCUCUCUGAAUGACAGCACGGCUCUCGACAGCACCGGCUUCCCAACACCGGACAGACACAAGAGUAAUGGCACCAUGUCUCUGAGCACCACUAUAGUCAGGGCCAGUCCCACCCCUCCAGUAGACGGGGCUGAUACCCAGAGUCCUUCAGGUCAGGAUCUACCUCUUCACCGCUCUACAGACAUCCUCUGUCCUCCUAGACAGUCCAAGAGCCCAGAGUCUCCUCACCACUCUGACGGUCCUCCGAGAGGCUCGGUAGACCUGCGGAGUGGUUCAGGUCUGGGCUUUACCCGCAGCCAGAGUGAGUGUAACUAUCACUGUGGGAACGAUAGAGACUACGACCUGCUGAAACGCCACUCCGUACCCAACUCACACCGCCUCACCAAGGUGGAUUCUGGGUACUCCAGCCACCUGAACAUCCAGCAGCCCAGCGGUAUGGGGGGCCAGGGGAACCAGCAGUGGUCCGGGGUCUCAGCCCAGGGGAGUGAGGUUUAUCCUGGGGCCAGGACGGGCUUCGGCUUGCCUUCCUCCGAGGACCUGUGCUACGUGCCCAUCUCCAGCUUCAAGCCCCAGGGCUCCAUGGUGGACCUGCCUCCAGGGGUCCCCAGCCUCCUGACGGGGCGCUCCCUCUUCAGCUCCCAGCUGGCACAGCAGAACCUGGGCUCGGAUGGAGCUCUACACCCUGGUCUCCCUCUGCCUGCUCCCUACCGCCACAUGGCGGCAGCAGGGAACGACCUGUACGGUCACGCUAUGUCCUCACGGUUAGGACCCAACGUUGACCCCUCAGUCAGACACCUCCACAGCUCUGGGGGUCUGGGUGUCUCUGGGCCUGGUGGACCAGGAGGUCCUGGGGGUCUGUACCACUGCUCUAACCCCCACCUCAAACCCUUGGACCCAGGACUGAUGGAGGGGAACCCCUACAGCCAGAGCUGUGUAGCCUCGUGGGAUAAUGGCAGCCUUCCUGAACUCACAGCCCAGGUCGUGAUCCCUGAGGAGCUGAGGUUCCCCCAUGCCUGCUGUGUGGGCAUCUCCUCUCAGACCUCACUGGGCAUCUUCAACCCCUCCGAGCGCUGGCAGCAGGUCUCCAUCACCGUCACCAGCCUGGCCAUCGACGGAGAGAAGGUUGAUUCAUUCCCGUACCAGUGGCUGAUAGUGAAGAACAAGACCAUCAUUGGCCCUAAGAGCACGGAGGAGCAGAAGGUGUUGUUCAUCCCGCCUCAGGCCGGGGUGUACCAGGCUGUCCUCAGUGUCUCCUCCUGGCCCGCCUCCGCUGAGGCCCAGGCUGUCGCCCGCGCAGAGGUGUUCGCCAAGAGGGUGGUCCUCGUCGCCAUGGCAGAGAACCCUGCUCUGGAGGUGGAUGUAGGGAAGUGUGGCAGUCUGGACUUCGGAGACCUGGCAGGGGGCAGUGCCAAAGCUCUCCCUCUGAAGCUGCUGAACAGGACUCAUGCUACUGUACCUAUUAGACUGGUUAUCAGUGCUAACGCCACGGCCUGGCGCUGCUUCACUUUCUCCAAGAGUCCCGUUGCCAUGACAGCUGAGGGCCUGCUGCAGGCGGGGACUCUGACCUCGCUGGCCGCUCCGUCCGUCAUGAGCCACGUGAUGCACGCCAGCUACGGAGAGAAUGCAGAGAGCUUCAUGGUUUGGGUCCACUUCCACGCUCCACAGAAGUACCAGUCCUGUUCAGGGGAUCUAGGUCCAGCGGAUGAGUACAGUGCGCGGGUGGACAUCGAGGUGGACUGUCCAGGCCCCAGUCAUGUGAUCAGGAGCGUCCCUCUCAGAGCCAGGUCUGGAACAGCCAGAGUCCACGCCCCUAAAGACCUGCAGACUGUUAACCUCUCGGCAGCGUUGGGUCAGUCCAGCAAGCAGACUCUGCCUCUGAAGAACGCAGGCAACAUUGAUGUUCAGCUGAAACUCAAGAACAGCGGUGGUGAUGACUGUUUCUCUGUGAGUCCUGUUGACCUGUGUCUGCGUGCCGGGGAGGAGCAAGGCAUUGUGGUCUCGUUCACCUCUCAGGGCGGCAGGAAGAACCGAGAGAGUGUUCUGACCAUCCUGGUGCUGCCGUCUGGUCCUCAGUAUGAGGUGGUGCUGAAGGGACAGGUGGUACCAGAGGAGAGGGGUAACCCUGCUGCACCUGGUCCUGUCUCUGCCCUGGGCUUGCUGCCCCCCAGUGAGGUGCCCCCUAUCCUCUCCAACAAGCAGUUUGUGGCCUGGGGAGGGGUCACGCUGGGCAGGGCUGUACAACAGAAGCUGGUUCUUCGUAAUAACUCUCCCAACACAACACACCACCUGCGUCUGCUGAUCCGAGGACAAGAUCACAGCUGUUUCCAGCUCCAGAGUAGCUUUGGACAGGAGGAGAGGUUGACCCGCCACAGAGAGCUGUCCAUCCGGCCCAGGGAGGAUGUUGUUGUCCACCUGCUGUUUGCCCCAACCCGGGUGGCCUGCACCCUGUCCAAGCUGGAGAUCAAACAGUCUGGAGUACGGCCCUCACAGCCUGGCAUCAAGUUCACGAUCCCACUAUCAGGCUAUGGAGGGACCAGCAACAUUAUUCUGGAAGACCACAGGAAGCAGUCAGACGGCUACGUGGCUAUGCUAAUGGGUGUGGCAGCAGGCCAGGUCUCCAAGCUGUGUGUCUGUGUGAGAAACACAGGGUCCAGGGCUGCCUUCAUUAAGGCUGUUCCCUACUCUGACCUACACACACGCUCUGUCAUGGACUCCUCUGGCAUCAGCCUCUCUCCGUCGCAGUUCGUCCUGAAGGAGAGGACACAGGAGGUAGGUCACAUGACUUGUUUCUGCAUGUGGGUACCACACCACCAGGGCACCGCUGCUGAGGAGAAAUGCAAACAUCAGCCAUGA